GUAUUUUUCUCGUUCGAUGGACUUUUGUUGUGUAGCUGAGAACGAUUUUACUUCCGGUUCUCCUUUUCCGGUCCUCUUUCCUGCCUCCGUUUCAAGAUGACUAAGAAGAGAAGGAACAACGGACGUGCGAAGAAGGGCCGUGGUCAUGUCCAGCCCAUCCGCUGCACCAACUGUGCCCGCUGUGUUCCCAAGGACAAGGCCAUCAAGAAGUUUGUCAUCAGGAACAUCGUGGAGGCUGCCGCUGUGAGGGACAUCUCAGAAGCUAGUGUGUUUGACUCUUACGUAUUGCCCAAGCUGUACGUGAAGCUGCAUUACUGUGUCAGCUGUGCCAUCCACAGCAAGGUGGUGAGAAACAGAUCCCGGGAGGCCCGCAAGGACCGAACACCACCUCCACGCUUCAGGCCUAGUGGUGCUGCACCCAGAGCUCCUGCAAAGCCCAUGUGAAGCAAAUCAACUGUCACAUUCUGUGCAUUUUUAUGCAUAAAAAUUAAAAAAAUAUCUAAAACAG
This is a messenger RNA of Labeo rohita (rohu), 508 nucleotides long. It is a transcript of the gene rps26l, whose product is annotated as ribosomal protein S26, like. The transcript is spliced from 4 exons. Gene Ontology annotation, molecular function: structural constituent of ribosome; mRNA binding. Gene Ontology annotation, cellular component: cytosolic small ribosomal subunit; ribosome. Gene Ontology annotation, biological process: translation. The coding region runs from base 97 to 444 and encodes 115 amino acids. Lineage: Eukaryota; Metazoa; Chordata; Actinopteri; Cypriniformes; Cyprinidae. The record is from RefSeq and is a predicted model, not a curated record.